This is a messenger RNA of Camellia sinensis, 1767 nucleotides long. The record is from RefSeq and is a predicted model, not a curated record. NCBI's taxonomy places the organism in Eukaryota, Viridiplantae, Streptophyta, Magnoliopsida, Ericales, Theaceae.
UUCAGCUACUUUAUAGUUUUCAUAAAACAACCUAUCGAUCAAUUGCAAAACACAUUUAUUGGCUUUUGAGGUCUGGUCUGGUCUGAUCUGAUCUGAGCUGAUCUGAUACAAAAUGUCUGAUGAAGUGGUUCUUGUGAGUUUCUGGACAAGUCCUUUUGGUCUGAGGGUGAAAAUUGCCCUUGAAGAGAAGGGUAUUGAGUACCAGUACAAAGAAGAGGACUUGUUCAACAAAAGCUCUUUUCUAUUGGAUCUGAACCCAGUUCAUAAGAAAGUUCCAGUGUUAAUUCACAAUGGUAAAGUCAUAUGUGAAUCCCUACCCAUACUUCAAUACAUUGAUGAAGUUUGGAAGGACAAAUCUCCAUUGUUGCCUUCUGAUCCUUACCGGAGAGCACAGGCUAGGUUUUGGGCUGAUUUCAUUGACAAGAAGAUUUAUGCAGCAUGUAAGAAGGUAUGGAUGAGUAAACGAGAAGAUCAAGAGACAGCCAAAAGAAAACUGAUAGAGAUCUUUAAGUUGCUAGAGGGAGAGCUUGGUGACAAGCCCUACUUUGGUGGUGACAACUUUGGGUUGGUUGACAUUGCACUUGUCCCAUUUUAUAACAGGUUUUACACAUUGGAGAAAUUUGGGAAUUUCAGCAUAGAAGCAGAGUGCCCCCUUUUGGUGGCAUGGGUUAAAAGGUUUAUCAAAAAGGAAAGUGUGUCCAAGUGUCUUCAAGACCCAGAAAAACUCUAUGAGUUUGUUGUCAAGCUUAAUAAGAUGUUCGGAGUAGAGUAGAGUAGAGUGGCCUGCCUUUGACAGUAUUUAUAUGUUUAGUCUCCAAUUGGCAUGGUAAUAAAGAAGUUAUAGUUGCACAAUUGAAGUUAUUUUGAUAGCAUUAUUGGCAUGGUAAUCAAGAAGUUCUAUUUGCACAAUUAAACUUAUUUUGAUAGCAUGCGCUAUAUCGAUGUUUCUAUGAGUCAUAUAACUUGUAAUAAUACAGGAUUCUUUGUCCUCAAAUUUCUAUGUAUCUCCGUCUUAAUACAUUCUCAAUUGUUAAAUCAUAUCUUGAGCUUCACAUAUGCCUCAAAAUUCUUAUAUAAUUCCAUAAUUGGAAGUGCAUUGAGACAAGGGCCGCAUGUAAUAAGUGGACUACAUUUGCUAGUUUUGUAUCAAGUUCAACUUGACAUUUAUAUAUGCAUUACUGUGCUAAACUGCAUAGCCAUAUACUCGAGGAAAUGAACUACUUGUUCUUUAAUUUUCAUCAGUACAUUUUCUUUGGACCAAAAAAGGAGUAGUAUCUUCAAAGGAAAUAGAAGUAAAAGAGAUGUUUCAUUAUUUCUAAUCUUGUAAUUAUAUUGCAAUUUACAGACUUUUCCAUCACAAACAGAUUAGUGUCCAUACAAAGUACUUGGCCGGGGGAAGAAACAUUACUUGGCAGUGGGAGAUUCAUUGACCAACCAAUUUCACUAACUUUAAGAACAUGUGUAGUUGUUUGUUCGAAGCAUCCACAGUGGAAAUUACAGAAUUAUCCAUCUAUGAGGGCAAUGCAAAAUUUAUAUCUCUGCAUUACUUAGCAAUUAGAUCUUGUUUAACAUCUUCAAAUACUGAACAAGAUCUUCUAAUAUGCUUCAAUAAAAUGAAAGUUGUGUGAAUCAGAUUAUGAAUAUCAAUCAAAGCAAGCAUUUUUUCAAUUAAAACAACAAAAAGUUUCCUUCUUUAUUUAAGGAGAAGUGAUUGAGAACUCUAAAACUAGAAUUCUAAUAUGAGUUUUAGUGAUGUGGUAUGGAGGG